Phytophthora nicotianae INRA-310 is the source of this 854-nucleotide messenger RNA. RefSeq lists its product as hypothetical. NCBI's taxonomy places the organism in Eukaryota, Oomycota, Peronosporomycetes, Peronosporales, Peronosporaceae. The transcript has a single exon. Bases 93 to 854 code for a protein of 253 amino acids. The record is from RefSeq and is a predicted model, not a curated record.
CCUCUCUGUUUUGGAAGUGUAACAGCAACGUAAAUACAUCGAUUCCACUUCUCAUUUGGUAUUCUAGGACUUUUUUGCCCAAGCGCACGGGCAUGAAGCUUCCUUCCGCGAGCGCAAUUAUCAGGCUUUUCACACCGGGGAUGUUUGUAACUCUCGGCUUUGCACGUGUCACCGAGCGGACGUUGUUUUUAUCGACGUACAGUGAUGAUUUCUCGUGCUCCAACAUCGUUUACGCAAGAAUCGACAACGACGUUUGCACAGAUACUUCCGUGUGCGCCAUUCUCAACGACACGGAUGGCUCCUUCCACGACUCUGAGAUGACUGCCUGCAUUCUUGACCGAGACGAAUUCUUGAAAUCAGCGUUCAAGGGUUCCCCGUACUUCACAGUGGAGCUGUACCCAACGGAUUGUCUUGGUAAAUCAUACAACACGAGGUCUUUUGUCGCCGAUGGAAAUUGCCAUCCGUAUGCGCAUAGUCACUUCAAGGUCAUACAGGUGAAUAACACUAUAUCCAUAAUGAGUGCUGAGGCUGGUUGCGAUGCUACCGACUGGCACAAGGAAUGGUCCGUAGAUUCUACUACGCAAUUAAACACGGAAGCCUGUGUGACGGAUGGCACUACCGCCUGGAAAGCCUAUUUCGUCAAAGGCACAACUGUCGCGGAUGAUUCAAGUUCAAACCCUUCAGCAACAGUAGUAGCCCCGGUGAGCAUCACUCCUUCACCAACAGUAGCGACUACAGCCCCAUCGGCGAAUUCAUCGACCACAUAUUCAUCAUUAGCAACACCGGCGUCUGCGUCUUCAGCUACAGCCUUGCUAUUCGGAAUGGCACUGUCGGCGGCGAUAAUGGUGUUUUAG